Messenger RNA from Panonychus citri (citrus red mite), 3527 nucleotides. RefSeq names its product ubiquitin-protein ligase E3C-like. The record is from RefSeq and is a predicted model, not a curated record. NCBI's taxonomy places the organism in Eukaryota, Metazoa, Arthropoda, Arachnida, Trombidiformes, Tetranychidae. Gene Ontology annotation, molecular function: protein binding; ubiquitin protein ligase activity. Gene Ontology annotation, biological process: ubiquitin-dependent protein catabolic process; protein polyubiquitination.
CGCCUUCAAUUUAAUGUCUGUUUCAUCAGCUGAUCUUAGUUGAUGAUUUACUUUUCAUUUUAAUGUCUUAAUUGUGAUUAACUAAAUUUCUUUCAGUUAUCAAACUGAUUCUUAACAUUUUCUUUCUAAAUAAAUUAUCCAGUCCAUUAGAAUCCUGAGUUGCUUUGUUUUCGAUUGACAAUCAUGUUUAGCUUUGAAGGUAAAUUUAAAUCAAAGCCAGAACAAAGCCUCGGAGGAGCAUCAAAAAAGUUAACUAGGGAACAAUUAAUCCAGAAAAACGCUGAAGAGCGAAAGCAAAGAGAGAUUUUACGUAAGCAAAUUCAUGCAUCUACAAAAAUCCAAUCCGUUUUUCGAAGCUAUUUAGUCCGAAAACGUCUGUUCAACGAGCUCAGGCAGCAAUUUGACCAAGACUACAACAAACUCAGUACAUGUCAGAGGAACUGUAAUAUUUAUCUGACCAACACUUGUCAACGUCUUUUGUUAUUCUAUCAAACGACAUCCGACUCAUCUCGUCUGUUAUCUUUGGGACAAACUUUCAUUAAACUUAAAAAUUUGGUCAUCGAAUGUCUUAUUCAAAAUCCAAUCCAAUGGUCUUAUCGAAUUAGGAAAUUUUUAUUCAUCAACAUUAAGCAAUUAUGUUCAUCUCUCAAGUCUGAUAAUACACAAUCUGUAGCUACUCCACUUCGUCUGAUCGAAGUCUAUACCACAUUGGAUACUUAUGCUUCUCUUGGAGAAGUGAAAGAAGGUCAACAAAUGUUAACAUCUAUUUGGACAUAUUUAGCAUCGAAUAGUUAUUUCCGUUAUUUACGUCAAAUAAUUGACUCGAAAGUUCCCGAACCCUACGAGGAAACAAUCAAAGCUCCAACUCCUAUUGCAGAUUCGCUAUUCAACUUGAUUGUGCGACCCUUGGAUCUUGAUGGAAGUUGUUCUGCUAAAAUUAAUUCUACAAUAGUAUUGAAAUUUUUCGCAGAAUUUCUGUACGGACCUUUAUCUCCACAAGUGAAACUUCACAUCAUACCAAAACUAGUGCACCAAAUACCUGCUUCUCUUACUCCAUCCUCAAUUCUUACUUCCAUCUUCCCUGGACCAUUACCAGAAUCAGAGACUGAAGCUAUCGCAGUUUCUUCACUCGCCUGCCAGUGUGAUCUAUGGCAACUCUACAAUGUGGUCGCUCUUGUGUCUCCUCAACUUCAUUUGAUGUCUAAUUUGGACAAAUUUCGAUAUUUAAUUAUUUUACAAGUAUUGUGUCAAUAUUUACCUGAACAACAUGUAGAAACACCGGAAGAGGAUGAUGAAGAUGUCGAGAUGAUUGAACCUGGAGAAAGCAGAGAAUAUGUGAUUGAUCAAGAAUUGAUUAAUGUCGCUAACCAAAUAGUUCAACUGAUCAAUGAUGGUCCUCAUGUGAACUGUUUGAUUUCAUUAGUGGACAUGAAAACACCGAAUAAGGUUUUGCUUAUUUCACUUUCUUCAGUUUGCCAUUCACUUUUAUUCUUCCAUAAAUAUGCUCUUCAUCAAUUCAGAUUACUUCACACGCUAGCGUUUAAACCAAGUCUCCUUCGUAACCUGUGGUCUUACAUCACUCAAAUAUCGACACUUUCGAUAUUAGAUCAACCAACUCCUCUUCUUCAACUUCUUGCACGAGGUUUACCUUUGGCAUCAGUUGAUUGGCGAACAUUGUUACCCCAAUUCACUCUUUUCUGUUCACUUUUUAGUUACUUAUUACCAACACUCGAUGAUGUUGAAUUUUACGAAGAAGAAGAUCAUCAUUCAUCUGUUCGUCAUUCAUCGAUGCCCUUUUCUUUAGUUGAACUACAAAAAAUGACAAUGAUUCUAAAAGAUGUUUGUAUUCGUUUGAUUGAACUCGCUUAUCACGAUACUAAGCUUUCAGUAAAAGAGGAAUACAGACAAGCAAUGAAAAGUGUUCAGAACGAAAACAUCGAAGAGGAAAAGUUUGUCAAAUCUUGGUUGAAAUUAUUCAAAUCAACAGUCAACUUAUUGAGACAUUUGUACAUACGAGACUCGAGAAGAUCAUUUUGUGCACCAAAUCAUUGGAUCAGUCGUCAAAUAACAAUUCCAGUUGAAAAACCGACCAUCUUUAAAGUAGGAAUUAGACAACGUCGUCGAUAUCAACAGUUUUUAGGAGUUCGUAGAUUAACCAAGAGAGAACUGGAGGAACAGGGACCUCCUUUGUCGACAUCCGAGAUAAGAAACAUAACUAUUCUUCAAGAAAUACCUUUCGUGGUUCCUUUUCAUGACAGGGUUAAAAUACUACAAACAUUGAUGGCAAAAGACAAAGAAACUCACAUCGGGGAGCGACAUCGAUUCAUGGUUCCUGGAAGUGCUAUUGAUAUCAUGAUUAGACGUAACUUCAUUUAUGAAGAUGCAUUUGAAAAACUGUCACCAGAAAACGAGCCCGAUCUCAAGAAACCGAUACGAGUUACUUUAGUCAAUGCGGUUGGUCUGGAUGAGGCGGGUAUUGAUGGCGGAGGAAUAUUUCGUGAAUUCCUUAACGAACUAUUGAAAACAUGUUUCGACCCUAAUCGUGGAUUUUUUCAAACAACACAUGAUCGACUUCUCUAUCCUAAUCCAGCCUCUGAGAUGCUCGUUGAAAAUCACCAAAAUCAUUUUUACUUCAUCGGUCGAAUGUUAGGAAAAGCGCUUUACGAAAAUAUGCUGGUCGAAUUACCUUUUUCCCCUUUCUUUUUGGUCAAAAUUUUGGCUAAACACCAAACAUCAGACAUCGAUAUUCAUCAUCUCGCCUCUUUAGAUCCUGUCAUGUAUAAAAACUUAGUUUAUUUGAAUUACGAAGGAGAUGUUUCAGAAUUAGGACUUGACUUUACUGUCGUUAACUCUGACCUCGGGGAGAAUCAGAUAGUCGAAUUAAAGUCUGGUGGUGCAAAUAUUCAGGUAACAGCUCAAAAUCGAAUUGAAUAUAUUCAUCUUAUGGCUGAUUAUCGAUUGAACAGACAAAUUCGAACUCAAUGUUCCGCUUUCAAACAAGGACUUGCUGAUGUGAUAGAUCUCGAUUGGAUCAGAAUGUUUGACCCUCGAGAACUUCAAACAUUAAUUUCCGGAGCUCAAACCCCAAUUGAUCUUGAAGACUUGAAAGCUCAUGUUAACUAUUCUGGAGGAUAUUCACCAACUCAUCCAACUAUCGAAGUGUUUUGGAAAGUUGUCGAAGAAUUCAGCGAAACUGAGCGUCGAAAGUUACUCAAAUUCGUGACAUCAUGUUCUCGACCUCCACUUCUUGGAUUUAGAGAUUUACAUCCACCAUUUUGUAUCCAAUGUGCAGGGAAAGAAGAUCGACUGCCAACAGCAUCGACCUGCAUGAAUUUACUCAAACUAUGUGAAUUUGAAGAUGUCAACAUAUUGAAACAGAAACUCAUUUAUGCCAUCGAAUCGGGUGCAGGGUUUGAAUUGAGUUAAUUGUACUUAUCAGCUAAACGAACCUUAAUCAAAGCAAAACAGUAAAAACUAAAUUUUGUCGAUAUAAACGAUCAAUUAAUUGUUUUACACAUCAAACAAAA